CCGUCUGGGUCUCCGCGAACCCCUGGUCCCGCCCCUACCAGGCAUGGCUCCGCCCCUCCAGGACGCCCACCCCGGAUCUGCCAAAGCGACGCCUCCACACGCCGAGCCUCUCCCCCAUCUUGCAAAGCGCCGCCCCUCGGCCCUGCCUGUUUUCCCUGCCCGGGCGCCCCUGGCAGUUACGGUGCUCUGGACUUGACGCAAUGGGGCUUCCGGAGGAGCGGGGUCGAGGCGGGAGCGGGAGCGGGGUCCAGGAGGAGGUUGGAGCCCGGAGCCGGGCCCGGAGUUGGUCUCCGCCGCCCUUGGUCAGCCGCUCCGCGCACGUCCCCUCGCUGCAGCGCUAUCGCGAGCUGCACCGGCGCUCGCUGGAGGAGCCGCGAGAAUUCUGGGGAGACAUUGCCAAGGAAUUUUACUGGAAGACCUCAUGUCCUGGCCCAUUCCUUCAGUACAACUUCGAUGUAACUAAAGGGAAAAUCUUCAUUGAGUGGAUGAAAGGAGCAACUACCAAUAUCUGCUACAACGUGCUGGAUCGAAUUGUCCACAACAAAAAACUUGGUGAUAAAGUUGCUUUUUACUGGGAGGGCAAUGAGCCAGAGGAGACCACCCAGAUCACAUACCGUGAGCUUCUGGUCCAAGUGUGUCAGUUCAGCAAUGUUCUCCAAAAACAGGGCAUUCGGAAGGGUGACAGAGUGGCCAUCUACAUGCCCAUGAUACCAGAGCUCGUGGUGGCUAUGCUGGCAUGUGCCCGCCUUGGGGCUCUGCACUCCAUUGUGUUUGCAGGCUUUUCUGCAGAGUCUCUGUGUGAGCGGAUCCUGGAUGCCAGUUGCAGCCUUCUCAUUACUACAGAUGCCUUCUACAGGGGAGAAAAGCUUGUGAACCUGAAGGAGCUGGCUGAUGAGGCCUUGGAGAAGUGUCAGGAGAAGGGUUUCCAAGUGAGAUGCUGCAUUGUGGUCAAGCACCUGGGGCGGGCAGAGCUGGGCACAGGUGACUCUCCCAGCCAGUCCCCCCCAGUUAAGAGGCCAUGCCCGGAUGUGCAGGGUAAGCUGAAAGAGAAACCCAAGCGCACCUGGCCCCAGAUCUCCUGGAACCAGGGGGUCGAUUUGUGGUGGCAUGAACUCAUGCAAGAUGCAGGGGAUGAGUGUGAGCCUGAAUGGUGUGAUGCUGAGGACCCACUCUUCAUCCUGUACACCAGUGGCUCCACAGGCAAACCCAAGGGUGUGGUACACACAGUUGGGGGCUACAUGCUCUAUGUGGCCACAACCUUCAAGUACGUGUUUGACUUCCAUGCGGAGGAUGUGUUUUGGUGCACAGCAGACAUUGGUUGGAUCACUGGCCAUUCCUACAUCACCUAUGGACCACUGGCCAAUGGUGCCACCAGUGUUUUGUUUGAGGGGAUCCCUACAUACCCGGAUGUGAGCCGCCUGUGGAGCAUUGUAGACAAGUACAAGGUGACCAAGUUCUACACUGCACCUACAGCUAUCCGCCUGCUCAUGAAGUUUGGAGACGAUCCUGUCACCAAGUAUAGCCGGGAAUCCUUACAGGUGUUAGGCACAGUGGGUGAGCCCAUCAACCCUGAGGCCUGGCUGUGGUACUACCGGGUGGUAGGUGCCCAGCGCUGCUCCAUCGUGGACACCUUCUGGCAGACAGAGACGGGUGGCCAUAUGUUGACUCCUCUCCCUGGUGCCACACCCAUGAAGCCUGGUUCUGCUACCUUGCCAUUCUUUGGAGUAGCUCCUGCUAUCUUGAAUGAGUCUGGGGAAGAGUUGGAAGGUGAAGCUGAAGGUUAUCUGGUGUUCAAGCAGCCCUGGCCAGGGAUUAUGCGCACAGUCUAUGGGAACCAUGAACGCUUUGAGACCACCUACUUUAAGAAGUUCCCUGGCUACUACGUGACAGGAGAUGGCUGCCGGCGGGACCAGGAUGGCUACUACUGGAUCACUGGCAGGAUUGAUGAUAUGCUGAAUGUUUCUGGACACCUGCUGAGCACGGCAGAAGUAGAGUCAGCACUUGUGGAACAUGAGGCUGUUGCAGAGGCAGCUGUGGUCAGCCACCCUCAUCCUGUGAAGGGCGAAUGCCUCUACUGCUUUGUCACACUACGCAAUGGCUACACGUUCAGCCCCAUCCUCACUGAGGAGCUCAAGAAGCAGAUUAGAGAAAAGAUUGGCCCCAUUGCCACACCGGAUUACAUCCAGAAUGCACCUGGCUUGCCUAAAACCCGCUCAGGGAAAAUCAUGAGGCGGGUGCUUCGGAAGAUUGCUCAGAAUGACCACAACCUGGGGGACACAUCUACUGUGGCUGAUCCAUCCAUCAUCAGCCAGCUCUUCAGCCACCGCUGCCUGACUAUCCAGUGAACAAGACCCUGUCCUUUUCCCAGGAUUCCCCCUGCUUGGCUUUCCAGAGUUUUCCCCACUUUCCCUGACCCCUGUCCAGGAGUGCAGAGGGCCAGUGCUGACCCAUACCACCUCCCCUGACCAGCUGUCUGGGACUGAGGACCAGCUUUGCCCCAGAAUAGAGGUAACUUCCUGUGGCUGCCAGGAAGAUGAGACAAGGCCUAGGUCCACCUCAGGUUGCUAUACUCCUAGACUCAAAGAGCCCUUGGACCCCAGAACAGGGGCCUUGAAGUCAAUGUCCCCAACCCAAGUUAAGUAUUCAGUGGGCAGUGAGGGCCUACACUGAAGCAGGGAGGCAGCUCUGUGAUCCUAUGUCAGCUCUCAGGAAGCACCAGUACUUACCUUGGGCAUGCACUUGCCCUUAGAAAUGCCUGUUUGUGAGUCCUGGAGCAAUUAUUAUAUUUUUAAACACUUUGCUGCUUUUGUUCUGGGUCUGAAUUCCCUUUUGUGCCAGAUGGCAGUGCUUGUCUGCACAUUUGCUCCAGGAGCUAUGCAGGCAGGCUCAUUUUCCAGAGUUUUCAGAUUCAUCUGCUUCUUGCAGGAGUGUGUUUUGUUUCUAGGGCCAGGGAAGUUUGACUUGUCCUCUGUUCCCAGCCUCCCCCAAACAGAGUCCUGCCAAUGAGAGAAACUGUCAGAUGAAACUCUCUUUUCUUGCCCUGGUCAUGCUCAAGCCUUGUGGUUGUAGGAAUAAAGUCUGUGAACUCAAGAA
This is a messenger RNA of Manis pentadactyla (Chinese pangolin), 3093 nucleotides long. RefSeq names its product acyl-CoA synthetase short chain family member 2 (gene ACSS2). Gene Ontology annotation, biological process: acetyl-CoA biosynthetic process. Lineage: Eukaryota; Metazoa; Chordata; Mammalia; Pholidota; Manidae. Gene Ontology annotation, cellular component: cytoplasm. The transcript has 19 exons. The coding region runs from base 201 to 2345 and encodes 714 amino acids. The record is from RefSeq and is a predicted model, not a curated record. Gene Ontology annotation, molecular function: acetyl-CoA synthetase activity.